Messenger RNA from Trichechus manatus latirostris (Florida manatee), 2048 nucleotides. Its product is annotated as guanylate-binding protein 2. Lineage: Eukaryota; Metazoa; Chordata; Mammalia; Sirenia; Trichechidae. Gene Ontology annotation, biological process: defense response to Gram-positive bacterium; defense response to protozoan. Bases 258 to 2033 code for a protein of 591 amino acids. Gene Ontology annotation, molecular function: GTPase activity; GTP binding. The transcript is spliced from 11 exons. The record is from RefSeq and is a predicted model, not a curated record.
AUUUCUUGGCAGACAAGGCUCUUUCGUUUUUAUUUGUAGUCAUCUGAGCUCACAAGAAAUUCUGGAAAACCCCAGGAAGCUGGAAGGAUACGAUAAAAGCCCAAACUUCCAGUGAAAGAGAAAAGUGACAGAAAACCACUGGAGCUAAACUGAGAAAAACUGGAAAGAAGGCAAGCACUCUUAGAACUUUCUCUUCAAGGCAACUCUGUUUCCAGCUCUAAAGGGUCUCUGCUCUGGACAAAGGUAACACCCUGGACAUGGCCUCAGAGAUCCACAUGCCAGGCCCAGUGUGCCUCAUUGAGAACAUUAAUGGGAAACUGACAGCUAAUCAGACAGCUUUGAAGAUCCUGUCUGCAGUUAAGCAGCCUGUUGUGGUGGUGGCUAUUGUGGGCCUCUACCGCACAGGCAAAUCCUACCUGAUGAACAAGCUGGCAGGGAAGAAAAAAGGCUUCUCCCUGGGCUCCACAGUGCAGUCUCACACCAAGGGAAUUUGGAUGUGGUGUGUGCCUCAUCCCAAUAUGCCAAACCACACCCUAGUUCUGCUUGACACUGAGGGGCUGGGAGAUGUAGAGAAGGGAGACAAUCAGAAUGACUCCUGGAUCUUUGCUUUGGCGAUACUACUGAGCAGCACCUUUAUAUACAAUAGCAUGGGAACCAUCAACCAGCAGGCCAUGGACCAACUGCACUACGUGACUGAGCUAACAGAUCGAAUCAGGGCAAAAUCCUCACCUGGAAAUAGUGAGGUUGAUGAUUCAGCUGACUUUGUGAGCUUCUUUCCAGCCUUCGUGUGGACUCUGAGAGAUUUCUCCCUGGAGCUGGAAGCAAAUGGACAACCCAUCACUGCUGAUGAGUACCUGGAGCUUUCACUAAAGCUAAAAAAAGGUACCGAUCAAAAAACUAAAAGCUUUAAUGAGCCUCGAUUAUGCAUCCGAAAGUUCUUCCCCCAAAAGAAGUGCUUCAUCUUUGACCGGCCUGCUCAGAGGAAGAACCUUAUUCGCCUCGAGCAGCUACAGGAGGGAGAGCUGAACCCUGAGUUUGUAGAACAAGCUGCAGAGUUCUGCUCCUACAUCUUCAGUCAUUCCAAGCCCAAGACUCUUUCAGGUGACAUCGCAGUCAAUGGACCACGUCUGGAGAUCUUGGUGCUAAACUAUGUCAAUGCCAUCAGCAGUGGGGAUCUGCCCUGCAUGGAGAACGCAGUCCUGGCCUUGGCCCAGAUAGAGAACACGGCUGCAGUGCAAAAAGCCAUUGCCCACUAUGACCAGCAGAUGAGCCAAAAAGUGCAGCUGCCCACGGAAACCCUCCAGGAGCUACUGGACCUGCACAGGGCCAGUGAGAAAGAGGCCAUCAAGGUCUUCAUGAAAAGCUCCUUCAAGGAUGUGGACCAGAAAUUCCAGAAGGAAUUAGGGGACAAGUUACAAGCAAAACAAGAUGAUUAUUAUAAACAGAACAUAAAAGCAUCCAUGGAUUAUUGCGAGGCUUUAAUUCAGGACAUUUUUCAUCCUCUAGAAGAAGAUGUGAAGCAGGGGAUAUUUUCUAAACCAGGAGGUUAUCUUCUGUUUAUUCAGAAGAAACAGGAGCUGAAGAAUAAGUACUACCAGGUGCCCAGAAAGGGGAUAGAGGCAGAAGAGACAAUAAAGAAGUACUUGGAAUCCAAAGAGGAUGUGGCUGAUGCACUUUUACGGACUGAUCAGUCACUCACAGAAAAGGAAAAAGAGAUUGAAGUGGAACGUGUAAAGGCUGAAUCUGCAGAGGCUGCAAACAAAAUGCUGGAAGAAAUGCAAAAGAAGAAUGAGCAGAUGAUGGAACAGAAAGAAAAGAGCUAUCAGGAACAUGUGAAACAACUGACCGAGAAGAUGGAGAAGGACAGGGCCCAGCUACUGGCAGAGCAAGAGAGGACCAUUGCUCUGAAACUUACGGAACAGAAACAACUUCUGAAGGAGGGAUUCGAAAAUGAGAGCAAGAAACUUCUAAAAGAAAUCCAGGAUAUCAAGAGGAGAAACAGUGCGACUGGCCCGAGGUGUAUCAUACUCUAAAAAUCUGAAGAACAG